Danio rerio (zebrafish) is the source of this 1162-nucleotide messenger RNA. It is a transcript of the gene pigf, whose product is annotated as phosphatidylinositol glycan anchor biosynthesis, class F. NCBI's taxonomy places the organism in Eukaryota, Metazoa, Chordata, Actinopteri, Cypriniformes, Danionidae. The record is from RefSeq and is marked provisional. Gene Ontology annotation, biological process: GPI anchor biosynthetic process. Gene Ontology annotation, cellular component: endoplasmic reticulum membrane.
GAAAUAAACAGAUUUUCACUGUUUGCCUUUAUUUGUAAUGUUGGUUUUCGGUCGAGGAAAGAUGUAACUAGAAUUUGAUCAAGUUGUUAAGGUGUUGGAAGAACCUGUGGUGUAAUGUUAAUUUUGGAAGUUCAAAUACAAUACUCCAUUGGUUAGCCUUUAACGUUACUCGGAACUACCUUUAUUGGUCCUCCAUAAUGUGGGAUGUUGAGAUCAGGGGCAUGGCGUCGGCUCAUGCCAUUAUCGCCUCCUCUAUCUUUAUGGCAACUGUGAUGCCUGCUGCAUUGGUGAAUAAAUUUUCCGUCUACGGGACGCACAUGGUUUGGCUGUAUUGCGUGGCUGGAUCCAUUACUGUAGUCAACAUCGCAGUCUUUUGGCUUCUAGGCAUCAGCCCGCCAACAAAGAAGAACACACUAAGCUACAAGAUCAGCAGAUUUUUCAGAUCCUGUCUGUACUUUCUGCUGUCAUGCCUAUUUUUUCAUACCGUGGUAGUACUAUAUGGAGCUCCUCUACUUGAGUCUGCACUGGAAACGUUUUCUCUGGCCGUGUUGCUGUCCACACUCACUACACUGAGAUGUCUCUGCAUUCUGGGCCCGAAUGUACAGGCGUGGAUACGGGUUUUCAGCAGAGACGGGGCGAUGUCAGUGUGGGACACCUCUCUUCAGAUCACCACCGGCUGUAGUGUUAUUGGGGCCUGGCUAGGAGCUUUCCCUAUUCCUCUUGACUGGGACAGACCCUGGCAGGUUUGGCCCAUUUCUUGUACCCUUGGGGCAACCAUUGGAUUUCUGACCGGCCUCCUCGCCGCCCCCGUCUGGAUCCAUUGGCAUCGCAAACAACUCACAUACAAGCUUAAGUGAGUAAAAGAAGUACAGGCCAUCAGGAACCCAAAGAAAGAGAUCCAGACGAAAGUCAAAAAAUGACCGUACGGGCUCCGAAUCAAAGAAAUGACUCACAUUUACACCAAUAAAAAAAAGUGUUGUCUUUUUGUAGAACAGAUAGUUUGUUGUCUGCUCGUAAUGGCAGUAUAUUUAUUUGAUCAUUCCUCUCAUCCUGCUAGUAAAUGAAGAUGUUUUGUAAAAAGCAACUGUUUUGCAACCUAAUUUGAGAUGCUGAGUUUCCCUUUUUUUUUUGGAAGUUAAAUAAAGUCCUACUUCUGUAAAAA